AUGCAGAUUGAACAGUCCAUGUGCCCUCAGAUCAACGUUGGGGAAGAUCGUUUCCCAGGAUUUUACAUUAUGUCCCAGUUCCACAUUGCUGAGCUGGCAAGAAGAGGGAUUGUGAAAAAGGUUCCUGGGUCUUCUCCUCACUAUACUGCUUAUCAAAUAGGCCCAGCGUUCAACUUCCGAAUUAACACGAGAUCAGCUUAUCCCCUUGGACUACCUGAGCAGUUUGCGUUUGUGGCAGUGCUGCGCAUGAGUGGCAAAACCAUAAAGAAAAACUGGAAUAUCUGGCAAAUGCAGGAUGUGAACGGCAACGAGCAGCUCGCCAUCAGACUGAACGGGGAGUCUCAGUCUCUGGAGUUUUCCUUCACGGCGCUGGACAAAGGAAGGCACACUGUUGUUUUCUCCUCCCUGGCGUUCCUCUUCAACUCCCAGUGGCACAAAGUCCUGCUGGACGUCAGGAAACACUCGGUCACUCUUUUCGUGGACUGCAUCAUGAUCGAUUCACUAAAUAUAGCAGCUCGAGAGAAAGUCAGUCUGGACGGCUUUACGUUGAUAGGAAAACUAAAGGAAACCCCAGUGAUAGCAGUUCCGUUUGAACUACAAUCAAUGGUGAUUCACUGUGACGUGACGCAAGCCCGGAGAGAAGCUUGCAAUGGCCUCCCAGGCAGGAUCUCGAUCGACGAGGCAGAAAUGCAGAGGAGCCAAGGAGCUGUUGGCCCUCCCGGACCUGCAGGUGUCCCAGGAAUUGAUGGCAUCGCUGGGGAGAGGGGAGCAGAGGGCGAAGACGGGCCUCCUGGACCUGACGGAGAUGCAGGUAAACCCGGCUCUUCAGGGUUGCCAGGAAUACCUGGAGCUGAUGGUGUGACUGGCCCUAUUGGAGAUGCUGGGCCCGACGGCCCUCCUGGACAGAAAGGUGAACCUGGAAAAUCUGGACCUCGUGGAUUAGCUGGUGUUGGACCAGACGGACCCCCAGGGCCACCUGGGCCUGGAGGACUUCCGGGUGAAGUGGGCAAAGUUGGGCCCCCUGGCGCCAUGGGUGUUAGAGGACCUCAGGGACCUCGUGGACCAGCAGGGCCCAGAGGUGCAGCUGGAAUGAUGGGCUCUGCUGAGCUGUGCCCAAACUCUUGUCCACCUGGGACCCCUGGUCAUCCUGGCCUCCCUGGUAUGAAGGGUCAUAAAGGUGUAAAAGGAGAAGCAGGGGAGCCUGGGAAACAAGGACACAAGGGUGAGGAAGGAGAACAAGGAAGUCCAGGGGAAGUCGGAUCCCAAGGGCCAAGGGGUCCACAGGGAAUUCGUGGAGCCACUGGGAUGAUGGGUCCUAAGGGGGAGAUGGGACCCCGAGGCCAUGAUGGAGACCCAGGUCCCCAGGGUGUUGCAGGAGCCACUGGAGAUCAAGGCCAGAGAGGCGUGAUGGGCGAGGCUGGGCCUAAAGGUGAAAUGGGUCCUCAAGGGCCAAGAGGAAUCACAGGUCUUCCAGGUCCCAAGGGAGAGGCUGGUUUGCCAGGUGUGGAUGGUCGUGAGGGUAUUCCUGGUAUGCCAGGAGCAAAGGGUGAUGUUGGGAAAGCAGGAGCUCCUGGAGAAGUUGGGCUUCAGGGACUUCCUGGGUUGCCCGGUGCGCCUGGACCAAAAGGCUUGAGCGGCCCUAAGGGAGAUGCUGGUCAAGCAGGCCUCCUUGGAACAAUGGGCUCUGCUGGCAAACCAGGAGAGCGCGGGGAGCAGGGAGAAGUAGGACCUCCUGGGCCAGUUGGCCUGUCUGGAGACAUGGGAGAACAAGGCCCUUUAGGUCCAAGAGGAAAGCCAGGAGCGAGGGGUCCCAAAGGUGACCUUGGACUCCCUGGUCUUCCCGGUCCUCCCGGUCUGCCUGGGGUGAAAGGAGAGAGGGGAGAGUCUGGAGAACCAGGACCCAAAGGAGAGCCGGGAAUGCCAGGUGCUGAGGGAAACCCUGGAGACAAAGGGGAUGUUGGUGAAGGAGGAGAGCUUGGACCUAAAGGAGCAGUUGGCAAUCCCGGUGAGCCUGGAAACAGAGGACCUGAAGGAGCUCGAGGCCAGCCUGGCAUUGAAGGACCUGCUGGCUCACCCGGACCACGUGGCAUGCAAGGAAACAGGGGUGCGCCCGGCGUCCGUGGGUCCCAGGGUCCAGCAGGCAAGGAACCAAGUGAUCAACACAUCAAACAAGUUUGCAUGCGAGUCAUGCAAGAGCAGCUGGCUCAGUUAGCUGCCAGUCUAAGGAGACCAGAGUCUGGCGUAGCUGGUCUACCUGGCAAACCUGGACCUCCAGGUCCCCCAGGGCCUCCAGGAGACAAUGGCUUCCCUGGGCAGGCAGGUACAAGAGGUCUUCCAGGACUCAAAGGGCCACCAGGACUUAUGGGAAUCAAAGGACCUAAAGGUGAAAUGGGUGACAGAGGAUCUAGAGGUCGCACUGUGCGAGGGCCUAAGGGUCAGCCAGGACCUCCCGGCCUGCCUGGUGAGCCAGGGAAACCUGGUUACGGUCAGGAUGGACGGGACGGCGAAAGGGGACCCCCUGGCGUUCCUGGACAGCCUGGUGUGCCUGGGCCUCCAGGUUCAGCUGGACCCAAUGGCUAUUGUGACCCGUCAGCCUGCAACCUCCAGGCAGGAGCUGCCCACCAGUCUCUGAAGGACUCAAAUCUGAAGGGGCCUGCAGGGAAUUGAGAGCCACUCUGGCAAAGACAGAGAGACUGUUGGAUAUCUCCCUUCCCCAGAGCACACAACGUUUUUCACAGUUUCUUCUCAGGGGCUGUAGCUUCUGGUGCCUUCAAUCCAUUAACCUCUAGACUUGUGAGAAUGUUUUGCGCUAGUCACGUCUCUGUCAGAGGGAAUCUGCCUCUUCAGAUUGCAAAACACAACACAAUAUUUUUAUGUGCUGCAAAAUCCAUCUUGUUCUGUUGUGUAACUGUUUUUAUACUGAAGGAUGUUCUGUUAUUUUGAGAGAUGUGUCUUCACAUUCUUGAAAAGAUAUGAAAUGACCGGAGAUGUUUGUUUAUCCCGCUCUCCUUGUACACCUGCCCACAUUUCCUUUUCUCCCUCUUCAUUUUACACUUUUUACUUCAAUAAAGGCUCCUCCAGUUUUUCAAAAGAAGUCACAAUAAUAGCCCAAAGCAAAUCAGGAUCAGGAUUUCGUUCAGCUAAAAUGGUUUUUCAAUUAUUUUGUGCUGUAUGUGCUACUGUGUACCAAAGAUAAACCUGCUGAAACCUGCUUUUUCAUAUAUUUCUACACAUCUUUCUUUUUUUCUCUCUUUUUGGUUCUGCCAUCCAAAGUAAAAAGGAGCGAGGAUAACAUUGACAUCAAUUUACACUGACUUCAGUGUACACUGUAAAUCUCUGUAAAUUGUUUUAAGUGUGGUUAAUUAUAUUUCCUACAAAACAACUUAAUGAAUGUGAGAUUUUGUGUCAUUGUACAAUGGGAACAUACUCUGGUUAAGCAAAUGAAGCAAUGUAUUUAAGAAGAAUCAUCACAUCCAAGAGUAAUUUAUCAACCAUGGUAGUAUACUUUCUAGAUGAUAAUAGAAUUUGUGACAAACAAAAGAGUUCUCAGUUGUUUUUCUACAGGAUGUUCAU
Molecule: messenger RNA, 3573 nt
Organism: Myripristis murdjan (pinecone soldierfish)
Lineage: Eukaryota; Metazoa; Chordata; Actinopteri; Holocentriformes; Holocentridae
Gene: col9a1b
Product: collagen, type IX, alpha 1b
Exons: 36
Coding region: 1-2667 (888 amino acids)
Biological process (GO): extracellular matrix organization
Molecular function (GO): extracellular matrix structural constituent conferring tensile strength
Source: RefSeq, a predicted model, not a curated record